Aspergillus ruber CBS 135680 is the source of this 1256-nucleotide messenger RNA. Its product is annotated as putative tetratricopeptide repeat protein 1. Gene Ontology annotation, molecular function: protein binding. The coding region runs from base 220 to 1059 and encodes 279 amino acids. The record is from RefSeq and is a predicted model, not a curated record. NCBI's taxonomy places the organism in Eukaryota, Fungi, Ascomycota, Eurotiomycetes, Eurotiales, Aspergillaceae. The transcript has 3 exons.
GUGAAAAUACCACUCUUUACAACGCAAUCUGUACGGAGCAGUCUACGCAGUACUGUCUCUCAAAUAUUUACUGGUCCAACUCCUCUCCCCUAGUAAUACCCAGAAAACUUGCGCAUCAUUGUUCGUUGGCCAAUAAUCGGCGGUCCAGUGCCUCCGACGCCGACCGCCGCCAGACGAUCUUGUAGCUCCCCUCCAAGCAGACAAAUCUCACUGCGCAAAAUGACGGACACCAGUGCUACGUCAGACAUCCCAAAGAGGGAUACGAACCAGCAGUCUUCAGCUGAUACUGAUAGCGAAGCAGAGGAUGUCUUUCACGAUGCCCGGUUCCCCGCUGAAGAAGAAGCCCGUCUCCUAAAAGUAUCUCAGACAAUUAAAUCGGAAGCAAAUAAACUGUUUACGUCUGCAUGCUACGACCAAGCGAUAUCCUCUUACGACCGUGCUCUCGCCUCGUGUCCGAACUACCUCGAUUACGAUGUCGCGGUUCUCCGGAGUAAUAUCAGCGCAUGCUAUCUGAAAUUGGAGGACUGGAAGGCGGCUGUCGAUUCUGCAACAGCAUGUCUUGCUUGUUUGGAUCGGGUGAUUUCUCCCUCCGCACAGCAGGAUACUGAUAAAUCGAAGGAAACGGCCGAGCCCCAUGAAGACGCCGUGGUUGAGAUAUCCGGAGAUGACGAAGCGGCAGAAAAAGAGGAACUAGAACGACUGCGAAAUAUUGAUGAACAGAAGCGCAAUAUUGAACGGAUACGAGCCAAAGCCCUCACGCGACGGGCUAAAGCACGGUCCCAACAAGGCGGCUGGGCAAAUCUUCAAGGAGCAGAAGAGGACUACAAAACACUUGUUUCCAUGGAUAAUUUGCCACCGGAUGACAGACGGGUUGCCCAAAAGGCUCUUCAGGAACUUCCUGCGAGGAUAAACCAGGCGCGGGAGAAGGAGACGUCGGAAAUGAUGGGCAAACUGAAGGAUUUGGGAAAUGGUAUUCUCAAACCGUUUGGGCUGUCUACGGACAACUUCAACUUUGUUCAAGAUCCCAAGACAGGUGGUUACAGCAUGAAUUUCCAGUGAUAGCAUAUUGAUCAUAUUCUGCAUUUAGAUUUGUGUGCAUAAUAGCGAACGGGUCUACACAACACGAUUAAUGCUACCUUGACUGCAUAUCAAUCUUUCUCCCGCGUGUAAAUCCAUUAAGGACUGAGCUUUCAGUAUUCAAGAUAAUCAACAAUAUAUUUCGAGGAUUCCGUAAAUACAAAUUGAUUUACAGACAC